UUUAAUAUCACCAAUAUCCUUGUCCACUGUUUCCGUUUUCGACCUCCAUUGCACCACGCCUCAUGAGUAAAGAAUAACCAAAUUUUAUAAAGUGAGACAUUGGAAAGAUUGUUAUAAUGUGAGGUGUUUCUAUCAUCCCGCAGGGCGUCUCGGCAACCAUGAGUAGACACAAGCAGUUCUUGGGUUUGGCUGUGCUGGUUGGUUGGCUGAGUUUACUGUUGCCGGAGCGCGCUUCAUCCUUCUCUGAGGACGCCACGCUGAGACAGACCACCGAUGUUAUUGCCUUGAGUCCUUUCGGGCGUGAGUUUCAGCCUCGAGGAGAGUCAGAGCGAGCAGCGGGAGUGCCGGAAGAUGGCACUGCUCCUCAUACUCUCACACCAGCCAAGGACAGCCUUCACUUUGAUGUCGCCGCAGCUCACCACGUGACAAGAGCUACACCAAAGGAACACUUCUCCCCGGACUCUUUCACGCCCUCACAGCCCGUUUCCUUCAGCAGAUUUUCCUUCAUCCCUUCUCGGCCUCCACUAGGAGCUGACACUUACUUCCGUGAGGACACAGAGGAGCUUGCUAUCUCCCCCGGCAGACAGGUCCCUCGCACCCCGCCAAUACCGCGACCACACCAAAUUGACAGCCGCCGUCCCUUCGUGCAUUACACUGACCGCUAUGAGAAGGAAGAGGAAGAAGGAGAAUAUGUGCCUUCCUACAAUCAGCGGCAACACUUUCCAAACUACGAAGACGGGAGUGUGCAGUAUGAGGAUGACGAACGUGAUCCUCAAUAUGAUGACUACCACGACCCCUACCACAUCAGGGACGAGUACUACGACUCUCCCUCCCUGCCAGACCACCGUUCCCCGCACCACGAAGAGAUUCCCCACCACCAACAACGCUACCCGCCCAUAGACACACGCCAGCCGCUUCAUCGAAUACGCGCCGAGGAGGGAGGAGGAGGCGACGGUUCAUGCAAGACAGUGAACAAGAAUGGCAUGACGUGUGAGGUGUGCAGGGACGAGGAGGGCAGCUACUCGGAGCACUGCUCGCACAGUACGAGAAGCGACCAGGACGAAACCUAUGCCACAGGCCGCCGCCACAGCAAGCGGGACGCCGCGCCCGCCACCUUCACCAAAGGUCCUUCCGGCUACAUCCCCCAGAUCCCCACCGAGAAACUCAGGUCACAGGUGGAUCGCAUUGCAGUGCAGGAAGAGCGGUCCAGCCCCAGCUUGACCACUACCACCGCCGCCGCUGCCAAGAAGGCCCACCACCAUGGCUCAGAAACUGAUCUCACCACCACCACCACCACCACCGCCAUCGUCGGGCCCAAGGAAGCCGAAUCCAGACAGGAGAUGAGCUUCGGAUUCGAUUUUGAUGACCACGAUUUUACUUUCCACGAUGACCACCUCUUCGACCUUGACCAUGAGCCCGACUGGUACAGCCUGACAGAGCAAACCGUGUGUUCGGUUGGCAGCUCUGCCUCACCUCUGCUGUCGGUCAGCCCCGCUGAGACGCAGAUUCAUUAA
Portunus trituberculatus (swimming crab) is the source of this 1514-nucleotide messenger RNA. RefSeq lists its product as uncharacterized. The transcript has 6 exons. Lineage: Eukaryota; Metazoa; Arthropoda; Malacostraca; Decapoda; Portunidae. The coding region runs from base 159 to 1514 and encodes 451 amino acids. The record is from RefSeq and is a predicted model, not a curated record.